Truncatella angustata is the source of this 897-nucleotide messenger RNA. RefSeq lists its product as uncharacterized. NCBI's taxonomy places the organism in Eukaryota, Fungi, Ascomycota, Sordariomycetes, Amphisphaeriales, Sporocadaceae. The transcript is spliced from 7 exons. The record is from RefSeq and is a predicted model, not a curated record. The coding region runs from base 208 to 897 and encodes 229 amino acids.
CUGGUUAAACAGGCUGGGUUCCCCGCGGGGACUGGACCCAUCACGGCACUGCCGGGAGUUGGGGGUUUGGGGUUUGGACCGUUUUACUCGACUACAUCCCCAAAAUGUGGGUUGUUCUCGGUCAAGUGCUGAGCCGAGAGGGGAUGCGUAGCCCUCCGUGCCUCUAUUAUUAAGAUCCGGCUAAGAAACAAGGGGGAUUUAGACUAUAUGAUUUGGGUGUUCUACAGUCUUGGCUUUCCUUGCCCUUAUCUCACUUCAAGAGAAAUUCGCCGCACGCCUGAGGUGGUUUGCUCUACUAUAUCCUCAAUAUGGAAUUUUCUACUCUAUCGUCUGACCGCGCUUGAAAUUGGCAUUUUGCCAAAACCCUUGCCACGAACCGGUACAUGUUCUGAAUCAUCUUCGUCUUAUGAUCUGUUUUUGAAGUCUACUCUGUAUAGUAUGGGCUGGAGUGGAGCCAACAAGCUGACAGAGCGUCCAGAAGACGGUAUUCGUGCUUCAACCUUAAAUAUCAGCGGCCCAUCGUGUAUGACUACCCGAGAUUUGAUCCGGGAUCAGUGGCCUAAUGAUAUGCUCUGCAAUGCUGCUAGGGCUCGGAUGCCACCUAGAGACUAUCUAGCGAAGCAGCCCAUAACGCUGCACCGAAGGAUAGUCUACGGAGCAAUGUUCAAAGGGGUGGCGACACGAAGGACUCCCCACAUCGAUGGCACGUAUGUCAGCCUGAGAGAAAGGCCGAUCCAGAUUUCCUGCCAUCCAGCCAUCAUGCAAUUACUUAUGCCACACCCUACUGAUGGCAUGGAUCAAGCCAACAAUGGGAAUAGUACACCGCAAAUGCAAGUUGUCCACAAACAUAACAGGACAACAAUUAGCCGGCUCCUCCCACCAAGCGUGAUUGUUUAG